AUGGAUAAGAAGAGGCGAAGACAUGGAUCAAGCAGGGGAAGCUUUGGGGUUUUAAUUUAUGUUCACUUCAUUGGAUGGAUAAGAAGAGGCGAUGCAGAUUUUGUGCGACACAAGUUUUGGCUUGAUUUUUGGGCGAAGUGGAAGUGGAAAAACUACUCUUUUACAGUUUAUUGUUGGGUGAGGAACUGUAUUAGAAGUAAUGUUGGAGAUGUUGAGUUGGCAGCAGUUCCAUGUGGAUUUGGAAAUGCUAUUGGUAAUAAGUUUCAACAGGGAGGAGUUGGAUUGAGGAUGAGAAUCUGUGGUCAGAUUAUAUGUUUUGUGAACUAUCACUUUGCUGCACAUCUGGAUGUUGUUAACAGGCUUAAUCACUGCACAUUGAGUUCAUGA
Molecule: messenger RNA, 387 nt
Organism: Lactuca saligna
Lineage: Eukaryota; Viridiplantae; Streptophyta; Magnoliopsida; Asterales; Asteraceae
Source: the annotation of a GenBank genome assembly